This is a messenger RNA of Arabis nemorensis, 1839 nucleotides long. Lineage: Eukaryota; Viridiplantae; Streptophyta; Magnoliopsida; Brassicales; Brassicaceae. The record is from the annotation of a GenBank genome assembly.
AUGGAGAGAAAACCCUUCGAAGUUGAGACAUCAACGAAGACGGAGGAAGAUCACAAACCCUACUCCGGCGUCGAUGACGGUGGUUCCGAUGUGACAUCGACGGUCGAGGAGGAGCAGAAAAAACUCGUUUACAGAGGAUGGAAAGUCAUGCCCUUUAUCAUUGGUAAUGAGACAUUUGAGAAGAUUGGGAUCAUUGGGACAUUAUCGAACCUUCUUGUGUACUUGACUUCAGUAUUCAACCUUAAGAGCUACACAGKUGCAACAAUCAUCAAUGCCUUUAGUGGCACUAUCAAUUUCGGGACUUUCGUUGCUGCUUUUCUCUGCGACACUUACUUUGGUCGCUACAAGACUCUCUCUGUUGCUGUCGUCGCUUGUUUUCUGGGAUCGCUUGUGAUACUAUUGACAGCUGCAGUCCCGGCAUUGCACCCAAUUGCUUGCGGAACGAAGAGCUCGUGCCAAGGGCCGAGUGUGGGACAGAUUCUGUUUCUGCUGAUGGGUUUAGCAUUUCUCGUGGUAGGCGCCGGAGGAAUCAGACCGUGUAAUUUAGCGUUUGGGGCUGAUCAGUUUAACCCGAAAUCCGAGUCCGGAAAGAAAGGAAUCAACAGUUUCUUCAACUGGUAUUUCUUCACUUUCACGUUCGCGCAGAUCGUCUCGCUCACUCUAGUUGUGUAUAUCCAGUCAAAUGUGAGUUGGACAAUCGGUUUGAGUAUCCCGGUGAGUCUAAUGUUCUUGGCGUGUGUGAUUUUCUUCGCUGGCGAUAAAUUGUACGUAAAAGUGAAAGCCUCGGGUAGUCCAUUGGCUGGUAUUGCUCAUGUUAUAGCAGCUGCGAUCAAGAAGCGAGGACUGAAGCCGGUUAAGCAGCCUUCGCUCGAGCUUCACAACAACAUUCCGCGUAACUAUGUAAAUUCUACUCUAAAACACACUGGCCAGUUCAGAUUUCUUGACAAAGCAGCGAUUAUGACCCCCGAGGACAAGUUGAAAUCCGAUGGAACAGCUUCUGAUCCAUGGAAACUCUGUACAAUGCAGCAAGUGGAAGAAGUGAAAUGCAUUGUAAGAGUGAUUCCAAUCUGGUUUGCUGCUGCGAUCUACUACCUUUCCAUAACUAUGCAAAUGACUUAUCCGGUCUUCCAAGCACUUCAAAGCGAUCGGCGAUUGGGUUCUGGUAGCUUCAAGAUUCCCGCUGCCACCUAUGUAGUGUUCUUGAUGAGUGGUAUGACGAUUUUCAUUGUAAUCUACGACCGUGUCCUUGUCCCGUCACUCAGAAGAUUGACAGGUCUAGAAACCGGUAUAACACUCUUACAAAGAAUCGGAGCAGGGAUUGCCUUUGCGAUAUUGAGUUUACUGGUUUCGGGGUUUAUAGAGGAGCGGAGAAGAACCUUUGCGCUGACAAAACCGACACUCGGGAUAGCGCCUCGAACAGGAGAAAUCUCCUCAAUGUCAGCGCUAUGGCUGAUUCCGCAGCUCACGCUUGCAGGCAUAGCAGAAGCUUUUGCAGCCAUUGGACAAAUGGAGUUCUACUACAAGCAGUUUCCUGAAAACAUGAGGAGCUUUGCAGGUUCUAUCUUCUAUGUCGGUGCAGGGGUUUCGAGCUACCUCGCUAGCUUCUUGAUCUCGAUUAUUCAUCGAACAACUGAACAUUCGCCUUCCGGGAAUUGGUUAGCUGAGGAUCUGAACAAAGGGAAAUUGGAUUACUUCUAUUUCAUGCUCACAGGAAUCAUGGUCGUUAACAUGGGUUACUUCUUGUGGAUGGCUAAAUGGUAUAGAUACAAAGGCAGUAAUGAGGAAGAUAUCUCUGAGGAAGAAGAGACCAAGCCGCAACAAGAUAAGAUCUCUGUCUGA